Entelurus aequoreus (snake pipefish) is the source of this 1089-nucleotide messenger RNA. RefSeq names its product mitochondrial pyruvate carrier 1 (gene mpc1). NCBI's taxonomy places the organism in Eukaryota, Metazoa, Chordata, Actinopteri, Syngnathiformes, Syngnathidae. Gene Ontology annotation, biological process: pyruvate import into mitochondria. The transcript has 4 exons. The record is from RefSeq and is a predicted model, not a curated record. Gene Ontology annotation, cellular component: mitochondrial inner membrane.
UUUGCGACAGUAUCGUAAAGUGCGCCUUGUGUUGGGAAUUUGACCGGUCGUCCUUUGAGCUGUCAGUUCGUCGCCCUUCAGCGCCAAUUUCACCAUCUCUAGGUCAAAAUAGAUCGUAGCCAAGCGUUUAACUAUGGCUGGGACAAUUGCACGGAAAGCUAUAGACCACCUAAAGAGCAAAGAUUUCAGGGAUUAUUUGACGAGGUAACAUUUCUGGGGUCCAAUUGCAAACUGGGGUCUCCCGAUAGCUGCCAUCGCAGAUAUGAAGAAGAGCCCUGAGAUCAUAAGUGGAAGGAUGACCUUUGCUCUGUGUUGCUACUCGCUGCUCUUCAUGCGCUUUGCCUACAAGGUGCAGCCACGUAACUGGCUGCUGUUUGCUUGCCAUGUGACCAACGAGUCCGCCCAGCUAAUUCAGGCAGGCCGCCUCAUAAAGUACAGGAUGGAGAAGAAGGCAUCCUAGUGUCAAAGUGAAGAAUAUGCCCAAGCGUACCCUGUCACACCACAGUGAUCAAAACAGCCACAUAAACUUGGUGCACUUAUUAAAUCACUGAAGCUGAGGCUGUUUUUGUACCCCUCUUCUCUGUAACCAAGAUGGUAACCCAAUUGAUCAUCUUCAAGUUUUAGUCACACUUUAUCACAAAAAAAUUUAUGAAUUAAAGGCCUGCUGCCUUAAAUUAUAUUUGUGUUUUCUGGGUUAUUAACCAUGAGCGUAUGUGGUUUUGGAUAAUCCUCAUUUUCCGACAUACUUUUUUAUUCUAAUUGUAAGAUCAAUAGGCGUCAUCAUUUUGCUCUUUCACAACUACAUUUAACUGGAAACUUAAGUUGGUCUUCAGUGACGUUAAUGAGCGAACACACAAGGUGAUGACUGUUAGCUAGGAUAUUAAAAAUACUGAUGGAUAUAAUGCCUAAAUGCUAAUAAUAGGCCACCAAUUGUCAAGAUUUCAUCCCUGUGUCAAUUUCUGCUGACCAAAUGUACUGUGUGUUACUUCAUGUUUGUAUAAUUCUAAAUAAUGUAUUCACAACUGUGUAAUCACAUUUUCCCUAACCAAUGAUUUGGCUUUGUAAAUAAAAAAACACUGGCGAAAACUA